AUGGAAUGUCAACUCUGUCAUUCAGAUUCCGAGACUAUCGAUCACAUAUUAGUUAAAUGUACAUUGUCUCAGGCUGUUUGGUUCGCUUCACCACUUACCUGGAGGAUUCAAGGCUCAACUGAUAUUAGUUUGAGGGCUUGUUUGCAAAAAUGGCUUCUUGCUGGUGAUGAUGAUCAUGCGUUCUUCAUGGGUGCUUGCUUACUAUGGUCAAUCUUGGUGGCUCGAAAUAAUCUUAUAUACGAGAAGAGAAAUGCUAAUGUUGAAGUUCUUAUUCGUGAGGGGUUGUAUUGGUUUAAAAAAAUUUAUUACCAUGGAGAAGAUAAUACAGGUGAAAUCUCUACAAGAUUUAAUUCAACAAACAGUCAAGUAGGUAUGUCUCAAUGGACUCCUCCACCGAAUGGAAAGAUCAAGAUAAACGUGGAUGCGGCGAGCAAGGAUGGUCGUGCUUCUUGUGUUGUUGUUGCGACGGAUUGGUAA
Messenger RNA from Papaver somniferum (opium poppy), 477 nucleotides. RefSeq lists its product as uncharacterized. The record is from RefSeq and is a predicted model, not a curated record. The transcript has a single exon. Bases 1 to 477 code for a protein of 158 amino acids. Lineage: Eukaryota; Viridiplantae; Streptophyta; Magnoliopsida; Ranunculales; Papaveraceae.